Molecule: messenger RNA, 2147 nt
Organism: Arabidopsis arenosa
Lineage: Eukaryota; Viridiplantae; Streptophyta; Magnoliopsida; Brassicales; Brassicaceae
Source: the annotation of a GenBank genome assembly
ACGAAGCUUUUUGUUUUUUCAUCUUUUUAAAAAAUCUCAGCCAAUGGAUUCGUUGGUUCGAAUCCAGUAGUAGCUGCCUUCAAAGGUCAUGGAUUUAGUCAGGGGUUUCUGGAGGAAACAUAGAAGGAAGAUUUUGGUGACGACGACUUGUUUGGGAAGUGGAUAUUUACUCUACAAACUAUACAAUGCCCAUACUCGUAAGCUCGCAGAUUUGGAACGAGAGCUUGCUAAAGAGCGUGAAAAUGACGAGAUCAUCAAAACCCAAAUGAAGGCCCAUUUCGAUAACAUUCAGAUGAUUGCUGAUACAACUACAUUGCCUCACGCAAUGCAUCACUUGAGUAGUCGUUUAGUUGAAGAGAUUGAUGUCUCUAGUAUUAUGGAUAAGCUAAGCAAAGGAAAAGGAAUAUUGAUUCCUUCUGAGAAGCUUCAACUCUGGAAUGAGCUCAAAAUUUUGAGUUUCACGAGAAUGGUUUUGUCGCUUUGGUCUGUCACUAUGCUUAGUUUGUACAUUAGGGUUCAAGUCAAUAUUUUGGGCAGACAUUUAUAUAUCGACACUGCUAGAGGUCUUGGGAGCUCCCAUUUACUUGAAGAACUAGAUCUCAUAGAUAGAGAUGACGAACAAAAGUUUUUGGCAAGCGCUGAUUUUCUUGCGACCAGUGGCAUGCCGAGUUUGAUUUCUAAUAUGCAGGGUGCAGUGAAAGAAGUUCUUAAGGGAAAGCAGUUAAAGGAUGUGUUUACCACAAGGGUUCUUCAAGAAACUGUGAUGCGGAUUCUCGAUGUGUUUAUGAGCACUGGAAGUCCACAUCACUGGGUAGAUUAUCUAAUGAUGUCCCAAGAUGCAACCACUGAUGUUUCCUCUUCUGAUGCAACUGUUACCAAGUUUCAUCAACUCAUAACCGAGACACGGGAAGUAGUCACAAGCAAUGAUUUUACAAAUGUAGCAGAGAUCUCACUCAAGUGCUGUGCCGUUGCGUUAGUAGAGGAGAUGGAAACGCAGACCGGUCUGGCCACAGGGAUGCAAUUGGCGAAGCUAUUACCACAGAUUGAGAAGACCAUGCCAGAGAUUUCAGCUGAACCAAGCAAGAACCGUCGAGAGACGAUUAUGGCGACGAACAAUGGAGAUGUGUUGAUGCUUGAGGCGGCGCCGGAGGCUGCGAGACCCUGGGCUAGUGCGGCAAACGCAGAAGUUAUCGAUGCGCUUCCUUAUAUAGACGACGACUAUGGCAAUCCCUUGAUUAAGUCGGAGGUCGACCGCUUAGUGGAGGAAGAGAUGCGUCGGAGCUCUAAGAAGCCAGCUGACUUUCUCAAGGACUUGCCUCCUCUUCCGAAGUUCGAUUUCGAGAACUGCCCAGUUCUUGGCAAAGAGUAUGAGCGUGUUCGAGCUGGGAAGCCUCCAGUGCGGAUAGAUUUUGAAUCCCGAUACAAGCUUGAAUUGCCGCCUGCUAAUAAGAGUAAUGAUGCUGCUGCCUGGAAGCAGUAUCUUCAGAAGAAUCAGCGGUCAUUGCAACAAAAGAUGAUCGAGCUUGAGAAUUUGGAAUUGAUGUCAAAACUUGGCCCCGAGCUUUGGAGACAGAACAACCAUCGGCUAGAAGUAUUCUUGACCAGAAUGCAAAGACUAGCGCAGGAGCAGAACGAGGAAAUUGAAAAAGUAAAUCGGGAAAGGAAGUAUCAUCAGCAAACCACAUCAUACGAGCUCAAUGCUCUAUCUCAAGAAUGGAGACAGCUCUGCGUGAAGAAUAUGGAGAUUCAGUCUGCUUGUGCCAUGCUUGAGACACAGAUGGAUUCGUUCAAAAAAGAAGCUGCUGAAAGGGGAUGGAACUUAGAAGAGAAGCUAGAGAACGUCGAGCCACUUCAAAUGCAAUGAGGCGCCUCCCUUGCUUGACUUUUGCUGAUUCUUAAGUAAAGUGGUGGGUUCAGACCGAAAGAGCUGUUGGUCAAUUUGGUUUGAGUAGUGGGCUAAGGAAUCAAAGACGAGAGACAGUUUCAGUUAUUUGGCAGUUUUGUGAAAUCAUCUGCUUUCCUGUCAAGUAGUGUGUGGGACAAGUAAUUGUUUUUGAAAGUAUCGAAACUCUUUAAUUUAUCAAAGCAUAACGUUUAGUGAAAUUGAUGUUGGUUUAACCUUCUAGCAAUAUAUCAUGUCUCCAUUA